Molecule: messenger RNA, 12469 nt
Organism: Paramuricea clavata
Lineage: Eukaryota; Metazoa; Cnidaria; Anthozoa; Malacalcyonacea; Plexauridae
Source: the annotation of a GenBank genome assembly
AUAUUUGUAAAAUAUGAUAUACUAACUGAAUAUCUAACACUUUUCUCAGUUUUCUGGUUCGCUAUACUUGUAAAUGAAUAUAAACUAUACGUUUUAAUUCAAAAAAGUUCGAAAGAUGCAAAAUUUGGGCAAUGUUUAUAUCUGGGGGUCGCCCUUUGUUAUGAGCAGAACUGUGCGCAGAACCGGGUCAUGAUUCAUGAAAUAAAAUGUUCCGGUGUUAUCUUUUAAGACAAUCGUUCCCAGUACUCAUUAACGAUUUAAGCCUCAAAUGAUCUAUAUCCGCAACAAAGAACAAACAAACGCCGAGCCUUUUUUCAAAUCUUAUUGUUCCCCACCCCCACGAAGUAUUCCGGUUGUGUCAUCAUUGUGGUAAUAUGAUAGCAGCGGGGUUAGUUGCGUCUCUACAGGAUCACUUAUGAAUAUCAACUGGCGCAUUUCGCUCGCCUUUAUACAUCAAGUAUUGUUGAUCUGUAUUGAAGAUAAAACUGAAAAGUGACAUUUUCACUAUCUCGGCGUGUUGUCAAUGACAUCAAACGAGAUAUAUUUGUAGUGAAAUCGCGAUACGCUGCCAAGCGAGUGCAGUAAUUUGUUUUGUAAAGUCGGAGAAUAUAUUGUGACCUGAAUAUGAAUGGGUUUUAUAUCGUCCUCGUGUUUCUGUUGGUUUUACAUGCUAGAGUGAAUUCUAUGACCAAGAAUGGCAAGAAAACAUGUCCACAACUUACAAGUGUCAGUCAAAACAUCCCACAGACUUUAAUAUUGAAGAAUCCAACUCAAGGUUUGCAAAUUAUGAUAUUCAAACAGUACACGCUUGACGCUUAGUGGAGUAAUAUUUAGUACUCAAAGCGUCGCUCUAAACUUCAUCGAUGUAAAUGAGAUCUGAUUAUCGUGGCUUUGUUACAUGAUUUCGAUACCGUCUGUUUGUCUUAUAGGUCAUAAUUUGAAAAUAUGUCAGAGUAAUUUGACGUGUUGUUCGAAGCAAAUGGAAAAUGAAUUGUACAUGAAAAGCAGCAGGGUUCUAGAAGACGCUGUACAUAAGCAAGCGAAUGCUACACAUCAUUUUUUAACAACACAGGCGUCUCUAUUUGAUGGUAAGUAGGGGAAAAUAUGAAGUUUUAUUGCAAGUAGGUUUUUGUGUAAUAAAGGCAAUAAGGCAAUGGCCAAUGUAUGUGAACAGAUAGCCAUAUUAAUAAUGCCUUUAGCGUCAUUGUUAUAUUUAUACAUCAUAAAUACUUUAGUAUUUAGAAUUUUAAAUCAGUAUGUUGUUUGCUAUGUUUUUGGUUGAAUACAGUUUCAAUUUAUCAACAGUGAAAGCUGUUGUUAUGAGCUUUAGAUUUAUAGCUCCAGAUUGGCCGUACGUCACAAUUAUGUUGAAUGACCGCCUUUUGAAACUUUUUCUGUGUUCGAACUAAUCAAGCGUUCCCAAUGUGACAGAGAUUAAUAAUGCGGAAUAUUACCGCUAUAAACAUACAUGCCGUGGUACGAUUGUCUAUUUGAAAUUUCAUUAAACGAUAAGUUGUCAGUCACUCAUCGAAAUAUCACCCUUCAAUUAACUUUGAUGGCAAAAUGAUUCCACAGGCAUGUACUAUGUAUAUUGGCGACAUUACCGCGAAAACCACAAAAAACAUCACGGCCGAAUUUCCUGCGCUUUGCAGAUUAACUUUAAUCCUUGUGCCUGUGUAUUUUGACACGAAAUCUGUUUAUAUCAAAUAAGCCCUCCUGAGAUUUUUCACUGAUCCGACACUAUUCACUGGUUAGAUACAAAAAGUAAAUGACUAUCAUAUGGUAUAUGUGUUUAAUGAAAACAAGGACUAUAGCUGGCAUGUCCGCAGUUGUGUUGAAAAAUAAGGACAAACGUUUGGGAAAAUUACUAUCGUUUUCUUCCCUCCAUAAAUCAGUUUAUACAUAGACAUAGUGUAAACAUAACAAGGUAUGCCUUCUACAUUCCAAUUAUAGUUACUAACUUUACAAAUGAUUAUUGGAAUAUUGCGAGAAUAUGUACCUAUGCCAUAGGUUAUGCCUAUGGUCAAUAUCAAAGUUUGGGAUUUGAAGUAAUGCAGAUAAAUGCAUUUUUAUGUGUUGAGAUGGGUCGUGACUUUAUUUUCAUAUCACCAUUACCAAGUAUGUCAACAGUUUUAGUAGAAUGAAAAUUGGGUGAUAGAAUACACAAAUUUCCCCUGAUUUGCCUUGGGUUAACCGUCGUUAAACCUGAUUAGUUUUUAAUUUGAUGUUUUGUAUCAAUGGACCUAACCCAGGCUGAACACAAGUGAAUUUAAACCCUAUUCCAAGGUAAUUAAAUAUAUAAUUUUGUAUCGGUAACAUUAUAUUCAGGUGCAAAUGAAAAGCACAUUUUAUUGUAUCAAGUAUUUGUAGGUAAGAUUCAUGACCAUUCAUGGCUACCAUUUUUUAACAUAAACUUUAUUUCAUGGUUGAUGGAAACAUGUUUUCCCACAAAAACACUUGGUAGUAUAAUUUUUUUAGCUUUUGUGGUUUGCAACAUCAACCAGUCAAAAGGACUGACCAGCCUGAAUCUUCUAAAUAUUUACAAUGAGUUUUACUACGAUUUGUAUCUUGCAUCCUACUAAGCCUAAGAGCAUCAGAAUUUGUUGUGUAUUAAUUAAAAUGUUGAACUUACAACUUGAAUAUACAAAGAAUAACUACAGGCUCAGAUUGUAUUGAAAAUAUACAACCAUAAUUUUGCCUUAGAUUGGGCACUGUUUGAAUUGGUACAAGGUCAAUCAUUUAAAUUUUUAAUUUAUGGCUAUGAAGGAUAAGUCAAUAAUGAAGUUAGUAGGCAAAUAUUGUUUCGACGUUUUGGCUGCUUUUGAUAGCCUGGUCUAAUUACUCAUGUGUGCGUGUGUAUGUAUGUGUAUUUAUGCAUUUAUCAACUUUUUUCAUAUAUAUGAAUAUCUAUGUUAUUGUUAUAGACCGUAACGACUUAUUUAGUUAUUUACCCAUGUAUUCUAUGUCCCAAUAUUGGGAUCUUGUUUGAAUAAAUUAUUAUUAUUAUUUAAAGCAAGAGGUGUUUUUACUCUUAAAUGAUUGUACAAGUAUUUUUGGACUACCUGAUGUUACAUGUCAAUGGGAGAGCACUGGUACUCAAUGGGGAAUCAGACUAUCUGCCCAUGCAUGUAUCUGGUUAACCCAACAAUUGCAUUGUGCCCAUUAUUUUACUCUGUCUAAUGCCAGACGAUUUUUGUCAAGGGGAAAACACUGGUACCCAUUGGGUUAAUUGGGAAUCUUGAAAAAGUCUAGGGAAAAGUAGUUGCUCACUAGAUUGGCCAAGUAUAAAGUAGGUUUACUGUAGUUUUGACUCACAUCCUAGCAGAAAGCCAGAAACAGCUGACUAGUUAUGGAAAUAAAAUACAAUUAUAAAACAAAAACUGAAAAAUGUAAACAUCUUGAACAAAAGUAUGCACUACAAGAACACCUAACUCUUGGGUUUUCAAGACAUUUUUUUGUUGCUUUUAUUUUAUACUUUAUUUCCUGACUGAAAUUUACUAAUACUGGCCACAGCUAACCCCAUUGAGAUGGCUAUGGGGGAAGGUAUAAGCUGGAAUUAAUUAAAUCAGUAGAAAUGUCCUUGAAUUGGUAAAAUAUUUUAUACUUUAUUUCCUGACUGAAAUUUCUUUGCAAACCACAUGUAGAAUGGAAGUUGCAUUGUAACUCAGUAACUACUACAUAUUCUAUUGUUUUAACAACCCACAACCACAGAUGGUUCUUAUUCAUUUGAGAAUUGAGGAAGAAAUUUGUGCUCCCAAAACAGGGUAAAAGUUAGGACAGUUCAAAGACAAAGUGAAUGAACUUUACCCGCAUUUGCAGUUUGAAAUAUGAAUGAUUUUGUCAGGAAACAGGAUGGUUUUACAUUUGAUUACUCCAGUGAAUAAUUUAUAAAAUUUUAGAAAUUAUAGUAUUGUUCAAUAAUUUGGCAUUAGUUUGACUUUCUUUAUAUAUAUAUAUAUAUAUAUAUAUAUAUAUAUAUAUAUAUAUAUAUAUAUAUAUAUAUAUAUAUAUAUAUAUAUAUAUAUAUAUAUAUAUAUAUAUAUAUAUAUAUAUAUAUAUAAUGCAGGUUUAAUUGGUUCAUUGCCCGACGGGAAAAUGACAACAUGCUUUUAUAGUACAUGCUAUAAAUAGUUAAUAGGGACUCUUCUAAGUCUAUACUCUAUAGUCUCGUGUAUAUCUAAUAGUAGAUUGUGUUCGAUGCUCUAGAGUCUAGGCAAACUAGGAAACAUUGUUGUGGAAACGUAGUAAAGUUUUGUUGAAUGUUUUCUUUGAGCUAACUCAUUUAAAACCGAAUAUAUCCACUUACAAAGAAGUCAAGACAAGGAAACUUUCAUCGUGAAUACUUUUGUAAUUUGAGCGCAGGAAACACUAAUUUCCUGAAUUUUAAACCCUUAAUGUAAAAACGUUAUUAGGUAUUAUAUGACAUUGGAAAGCAUUUGUUAUCAAUCGAGUAGUUUCUAAACAUGGUUUUCAUUCUUUGCAAAACCCUGCACCCUCUUUCCAACAGAAAAUAAACGUUGUGAAUUUUGGGCAGAAAAUCGUACCAACAUAAUGAUUCUUAGUAACUUCAGAUGACAAAUAUAAUCCAAAAUUAUUAAUUAAAAAAACUUUUUAAUAAAUGGAUACCUCGUGCAAUAAUAGAUUCAACUUCCACCCCUUUUGCGAAGCCUUUUAUCAAAAUUUAUGUUUUUGUCAGUGUAGAUAGUUUAAGUGAGUUUAGCAUAGACAUAGUAAUAAUGUUUACGAUCGUUUGAAUAGAACUAAGAUUAAGAACAUGUUUUGAAAGUUAAGAAUAUCUUGAGUGCGGCCCUGUGGUUGUGGUGUUACAGUGUAGGUAUACAGUUCGUGAUGAACAAUAAUCAAUAUUCUUGAUUUUUGAAUGAAAGAUUUAUGAUCUAACCAAAAAAAAUGAAAAGAACUCCGACGUUUCAAGGGAAGGCCCUUCGUCUGGAAAUUUGUGAACUCACCAACGCAACAGCCAAACGAAGCCGAAGGGCUUUUGCUUGAAAAGGCUUAUCGUUUAAUAUGGCAAUAUAGGACGCCUUGCAUUGCGUUGCAUGUGUAAUUACAUUGGCCAUUGCAUUGCAUUACAUUACAUUACAAAACAUAUAAAAGCGUGUGUUUUCGACAGAUCCCGAUACAAGCCUAGCCCUAGUUUUCAUGUUUUGUGAAAACCAUGCUGCAUGUAGUAAUUUUUGAACAACGAAUGUUGUUUUCUAUGACUAUAUGAACAACAAAUGUUAUUUGUUGUUGACUGAUGUUUUGACUUUUGUAUAUUACUUUCUGUUCAUACUUUAUUCACUUUAUUCGAGAUUAGGUGUUGGAUUGAAACAAUAUUAUAAUCAAUAGAUUUCCUAAUAUCUAUGCUAUUAAUUAAAUAACAUUUCAGAAUAAUAUUCGCGUGAUAUGUGCUCAAGUGGCUCUCUUGAGAUAAUGUCAGUUGAAACUGGAGUGCAGAUGUUGAUGUCGUGAUGAUCUUGUUAUUAAUCAUGACUUGUUCAAUCUCAUUGUCGCAGUCAAUUUUGUGUAGACCGCGAUAUACCGUGCACUGGUGCAAUAGUUAAUCUGACACUCUGACAUUAUUAUUUCCAAUCCAUAACUUAUUAGCAUACAACGUAACAAUAUAUUUGCUUUCCUGACCAUAACUGGUGCUGUGCAGGAAAAAAUAAACACAGUCACAGGAACUAACGAGGGAACUGGCAUAUUUUAGUAUACAUGCACUAUAUUAAGCUGUAUGUACAUGCAAUAAAAGAAAAUUGUAUGUGCAGUCCUGAAAGAAAAUCAAGCAUUUCGUGACAAGCACUAAAAUGGUCUAAUAUUUUACAUAAAGAAAUCUUUCUGUGUUCUGUGAUUUGGCUCCCGCAAAGUGUAAUAUCCCCCCUUAAAUAAGAAUAAUGAUUGACGUCGAUCUUACAUGCAUACAGAUACAUAUUAGGUUCUUUUUUGUUUAUAAACAUGCAUAUUAAGCCAUUUGUAACCUUAUAACAUGUUUUCUAUGUGUUUCUUAAAAUUUUACGAGGCAACCAAUCCUGCCAAGAUUAAUUAAUAGAUUUUCAUUUGAAAAAUCCUUAGCGACAGCGUUACAGAUUCACUCAUUUAGUCAACCAGAAACAGGAUUUUAACAGCUUAGUUAUAAGUAAAUUCAUCAUAACAAAUUACAAAUCAUUAUGAAACUUUGCGCGCAAUUGUUUGGUUGUAAAGUAAAGGCAAGGGUUUUAGGAUGGCCUUGGACGUGAAUGACCUUCUACUGUUCUAGAACUUUCUCUAGCAUUUGCUUAAUUUUUAGUGGGAAAAUGGUAUUUGGACCAUUGGGAAUGGGAUUAAAUAUAUCAUUUGCACUAGCAAUUUUCCUGUUGAGAAUGGGAUUUGGCAAAUCCAUGGUCGAGUGAUUGGGAUUCACACACAAAAUUGUUUCUGGAAGCAUAGGGUUGCCCCCCCCCCCCUCUCUUCACGACCUUUUAACUAUGUUGUUAUAAAAUGUAUGCACAAUAGGAACUUUGCCAGGAUUGAGAUGCCUAAUUAUUACAUUUACAUAUAAAGAGAUCUCCUAAAUAUAUCUUUGCCUUUGGUGAUACCCAAAUUUUAUUUAAUUUUUUGUUGUUUUCGUUCUCCUAAUUUGGAAAAUUUUAAGGCAGGACUACAAUACUCCAAUAGUGUUUUAAACCAACACACAAUUGUAACAUGACAGUUGCGAUAUUGCAGCUACAAUUCUGGUUUAAAAUUCCUUGAGACACCACAGCAUGUAUUUGCGUCUUAUUAUAACAGUUUUUCCACCAAAAGUUAAUAUAACGAGAAAUUAUACUGUGCUCUUUCUAAGCGUCCACGUGCAGUGUUGAUUUACAAACAUGGUCAACUGAAAAUUUGGAAUUUUCAACAUUGCAUAUAGGGGAGAGUAGGUGUUGUCUUUAGUAUUUGUACUUAGAAAUUGUUAGAUGUCCAAAAACGUUUGUGGCUAGGGUGUAGAGAAUUUGUUUUACUGCUAAACUUCUAAUUUCCAUACACAGAAGGAUUCUAAUUACCAGGUUUAUCAGUAUAUUCGUCACAAUUUCCUCUACCUUCUCAUAAGAAAAAUAACGUAACAUUUUAUAUUCUAUCUUCCAGGUUACCUCAAGAAUCUGAUAAAAACAGCGAAAGUGAAAUGGCAUGACAUGCUCAAUAUAACCUACAAAGACAUGUAUCUACAAAACCGUCAUAUUUUUGAUGAUUUUUUCUCCACCUUGGACGAGUAUUACGUGAAUGGUGAUAUCGAUCUUGACAGAUCUUUCAAUCUGUUUUUCCAGCGAAUUCAAACUACGAUGUUUAUUUUAAUAUCCGAAAAAUUUGGCGGUAAACUAAGUCUAGAAUUCUUAAACUGUACAUCAAAACGUGUCGAUAAAAUCAAACCAUUUGGACUCUACCAGCGCCAAAUUUCAAGUCAAUUGAAAUCAUCACUUGUCAUGGCUCGAACAUUUGUUCUGGGACUUCAAGCUGGUAGCAAUGUUACAGCAUCGAUCAUUAGUUAUCUGUCACGAAAUGAGUGUAGAGAAGGAUUCACCAAGAUUCAACAAUGCUCAGUGUGUGAAGGAAUACCAGAUGCUAUGGUGUGUAAUGCAACCUGUCAUAAUCUUCUUCAGUCCUGUUUCUCACUCGAUCCACUCUUUGAUACGUAUUGGAAUAAUUUUAUUAGAGGUUUAUACGUAUUAAGUAUUGGACUGGAUGGUCAGUAUGACAUUGAAGCUGUUUUUGGACAGCUCAGUUUCGAUAUCUCAACUGCCAUCAUGGAGUUCCAGAGUAACUACAUUCAAGUUCUCGCAAAGGUUUGUAAUCGAGCACUGAAUUCAAUUGAUGUACUUCCACUCUUCAUGAGAACAUUUGCUCGAAUACUGUUGCUGCAAAAUCAGGCUGGCUAUUAAGGACUAAGUAAUGAUAUAGGAUGAAUCCUGCCAUAUACAAUCGAAUUUAUCCAACCUCGUCCCCAGGCUCUUACAUCUUGUGGAAGAAAAAACCUGGUAGGAGCUGGUCACGUGAUCUGCUAAAAUCUAGCUGAUUUUUAAUUGAUGAUGAUGUUCAAAAAAUAUUUGAUAUUUAUACUUUAAUUUUGUUUUGCAUUGCAUUUUGUUUUGCAAGUUUGAUUUGAUUUUAAAGGAAUCCAAUUAGAAAUUUGCGACUGGUCACGUGAUAUGCUAAAAUCUAGCAGAUUUCUAAUGGACCAUUUGCAUUAUAGACUAAAUUUUGGUCUAGACAAAAAUUUCAUCACAGCUUGAAAGAGCAUCACAAAAUUAGUAAUAUUCCAAAGUUUCGUUGCGAAAUGUUGUAAAAUGCGGAUAAUAUAGCCUUGCGAAGUUUGCCGUUUUUCAGUCAUUUUGUAUUACGCAAUACGCACGGGAAAUUGACAGCCCAAUCGGGUGUUGGGGCAUCAAUUUCCCGUUUGUAAUACAAAAUGACUGAAAAUUGGAAAUUUUGCAAGGCUAUAUUAUCCGCAUUUUACAACAUUUCGCAACGAAACCUUGGAAUAUUACUAAUUUUGUGAUGCUCUUUCAAGCUGUGAUGAAACUUGGCAAUAAUGCAAAUUGCAAGUUAUAAAUUAAAGUAUAAAUAUCAAAUUUUUAUCAGCUAAAAAUCAGCUAGAUUUUAGCAGAUCACGUGACCAGCUCCUGCCAGGGUAUUUCCUCCACAAGAGGCAAGAGCCUGAGAACGAGGUUGGAAUUUAUCUAGGCUUAGGAACGCCACAUAUUGUAACAACAAUUAAUAUCAACAAUUGUGAGUGAAGAAAAUAAUUUUCUCAUUGUGCAGCCGAUAUGACGUUUACGAGGUCAUGCGAAAAAAACACCAUGAGUUUGAAAAUUGUUUUGGCUUUCUAUACAGUAAUUCCCCGCAAGACGCUACCUCUCUCCUCCGCAGAGGUUAUUCACCCUAUCAGGUUAUUCUAUAAAUAACAUCUGCGGAGGAGAGAGAGGCGCUACUUUGUGUUCCAUUUUGUAUUCUAAGAUGCACGAGUUAUAAAUUCUUUUAAUGUCUUGAGAACUGAAAUUAUGAAAUUUUCAUUUGUAGGCACAACAGGAAUGCCCCACUGGAAGUAGAAAGAAGCGAGCAAUAGAUAAAACUGGAAGUGACCUCUACUUAGAAGGAGAACGAGUUCGAAGAAGCUCAGUCUCAGAUUUAUUUUCACUUUCUUCACCAAAGCAACUACCAACUUACCCGUCUCUUGACAGGUGAGAAAUUUUAAAUUUUAUACACUCAUUUUUUCUUUUUCGGAUUUACAUCGCUACAAAUCAUCACGUGAUGAACAUGUACCAAAACCAAAGUGCAUGAAUUUUGGUUUUUGCUUUGUUAUUAUUGCUGCAAUAUUACCGCUCACAUGAAUUGUACAAUGCAAACUGUUUUGAGUGAAUUGAAAAAGUGUGGUUAAGGUGUUGGUGAACUGGUGGGCUUGUAUAUAAGAGUGGCUUUAUAGGUUUUAUACGCUGUAACAUUGGUACGUGUCUAUUUAAUUUCACUAAGGUUAACGACCGCCUUCCGAAAGAAAUUGGAUGGGAUAAAAGAUGCGUGGAGACAUCUACCCCAAAAAGUUUGUGGUGGACAAACUUUCGUCUCUCGCGACCGUAAUGAAAGUUGUUGGAAUGGAAUAGACAUGCAAAAGUAAGUAUUAACAUUGUAAUAUAUUCACAUUUACUCACAUUGACAUUCUUGCAUGGAUAUAUAAGGACAUCUAUUAAUAAAUGACUUUAGCUAGGGAGGGGCUAAACAUAUAUAUAUAUAUAUAUAUAUAUAUAUAUAUAUAUAUAUAUAUAUAUAUAUAUAUAUAUAUAUAUAUAUAUAUAUAUAUAUAUAUAUAUAAAAAUAUAUAUAUAUAUAUAAAUUGCACUGCAUAAUAAGCGAUAUACUGUUGAUUUAUUUCAAGUUGAGUUAUAUCAGACAAUAUUAGGUUUACAACCUGGUUAUGUCACUACGUAUAAGUGAAAAUAUACAGGCCAUUCGAUGUGUGUGUACUUGAUGACGCGUACUUAUACUGUAUGUACUGUACUCAACAUAUACCGUAUGUUCAUGUGUGACGAGUGCAGGUAUACGUAAAGCACGAGUCGGCAAAAGUCCAGUUUGCCUGUAAAUCUGUUGGCAUGAUCAAAAACGCCCAGCGUUGGGAAUAGUCUGAGGGGAUGUUACCUAUUGUGAUGUUACUGGCGGCAUGCGUUUGUCCUAUUGAGUAACUGCUGCGCUACAUGCAGUGCGCUUAUCCAACUGAUUGAUUCCUUCGUUUUCUAUUUACUUCAACGACUAUUUCUCACAAUCACACACAAAAAUGUAAAUAUCUUUGUGUAUAACUUUGUGAAAAAAAAGUGCAGUUGAACAUCACAUUUUGAUUAGUAUAGAUCGUUUUAAUUUGUCGUCAGUAAGGAGUACGAAUUUUUAAAUAGUAUAUAGACCGACUAUAUAUAGAUUGCUAUGUCGUCAUUCGUUUGUAUUAAUAUUUUAUUGAUAUAAUAUAUUAUACGAUUUACCUAUAUCGUAUUAUAAAUGGCAUGUAAUGAUUUUUUUAGGAAUUCAGGAAAAGUUCCAAGUAUUAAACUGGAAAAUGGUAAUCACCAUUCACGACGGCUAAUUGUGGAACAAUUGUUGAACUUGAAAGAUAUUGGGAAUGAAUUUAAUUUAGUAAAUCCUAGUAUUCCAGUAGAUCCAGUAGAUCCAGUAGAUCCUGAUGAAGAUCUAGGGAGUGGUAGUGCUAGUGGUUCCGGAUCUGGAAGUGGUGAAUCGGGAUCUGGUGUCCCAGAUACAACUGCCAAGAUCACUUAUGUGUUUACGAGACCUUCACCGUCUACUGAUAAAAUCCCCUUACCUGUUUCUACAACAGAUCAAAGUACGUCGUCUACUGAUGAUGGUAUGGAAGGCUCUGGCACAACAUCAUAUAACAAGUACACUACAACUACGAUAUAUGUAAAUGAAGCCACUACAGAUGAUGAAGAAUUAGGUCCGUCUGGUUCUGGGGAUAAAGAAACAACGGAUCCGAUCCCGACCACCGAGCCCAUGUUUCCUCCAACAAAAAAUAAUAGUACAAAAAUUUUUUUACUAUCAUUAACUACAGGAACUAUACCUGUGGACAAUGGUUCUGGCAGUAACAUGAUGUCAUACGUUUUCUUACUGCUUGUGACACUUGUAGGCCUCAUGAAUAUGUAAUUCAAAUCUCUCUCUUAGCGCUUUUGCGGUUCACGACUGUUCUCUAUUAGACGACCUGCAUCUAAGCAUUUAUAAUACAGUUAUGCAAAUUUGUACUCGUAUAAGAACCUGAAAUCUAACUGGUUAUAUGCAGAUGAAUAUUUGUUAUGAUGAAGUGCUCAUCCAUCCUUUGGGAUUGUUAUACCAAAAUAUAGGCUAUAGUAUCCAAUUUUAAAGGCGAAGGUUUGAAGCUUCUUGUGGUGAUUGUUUCAUAAACGCGCAUUGAGUUAAAUAUUGGAUAGCAAAAGCAUCUCAUGACUAUACACAAAAGUCCUGUGUGAGCAAAAUAUUAUUCGCAUUAAUAUUACGGAAAAUUAUAGGGGUAGAAAAAUUAAAUAUUGACAUGUAAAACAUAAGAAUAUUAUAAUCUUAAAGUAAGAUAAUUACAGUAUUUUACUAAUAUGCUGCCUAUAGCCUUUGUACUUUAUGAUCUCGUUGACCGCUCAUUACGAAAAGGCUGGUUAGUUUUUCAGGUUGAAGGAUGGUGCAGGUUAAUGCAAUAAUCAAGAUGGCAUUUGGCAUUUAACUUACCAAUAUACCUGCCAAUAAGCAUUUGCUAUUUUUUUGCUAUUUUUGGUGUGACGAAAAAUUGAUUAUUAAGCAAAGGCAACCAAUAGGGAAAAAUGAUGAGGCUAUUCGUUCUUUAUGUGCUUAGAUGCAGGUUAAAUAAUAUAUUAUAACGAAAAAGGAAGCUGGUAAUAUCAAUAAAACGUAUCAAGUGUGUGGUUUUAUCUCUGUACAUUACAAAAACACAAUCACUUGAAAACAUUAUUUAGGGAACUUCCCAUUUUACCAUUAGUAAUGUUGUAUUAUAUAUAUACAUAUAUAUGUACUAUUUAAAACAUGAGCAGCAGUGUUUUAUCAGAUCUUUAGGUCUGAUAAAACACGCACUGCGAAUGUUUUAAAUUGCUUCAAAAACGAUCGAUCUAGUAAAUUAAUUGGCGAAGUAAUUUUCAAAAAAUACGUUGUGUAAGUCGAGAAAAUCAAAGUUACAGUUUAUGUAAAUCAAGGGAAAUCUCUACCACAUAUAAAGAUACGACACGCUGCAAAUUUUUCUAGUGUUUUCCUCGUGAAUUAUUGAGUUUUUGAAAUAUAUACAUAUAUACCGCGUAAGUGCCACAAAAUGAAUCUUUACUAUUUUUAAGCUAACUUUUAAAGCAUUCUUUUUCCUCAUUUUGUAAUAUUCAACAAUAUUUUACAAGUAUAACUGUAGUGUAGAAGCAAGUAUUUGCAAAUGUAGUAUAGUUUUUAAUCGUACUUAAAUUAAAAUAACAUACAACAA